UGGGAAAGGCUGUUCCUUGUCAGACCGAUGGAAGUGAAUGCCUGGACGGAUGGCUCCAAUGGCCCUACCGAGAUGUGCGGGGUGAUUCCCGAGAUAAACGGUGGGUACACGAGCGGCAAGUCGGGAUGGGGUAUUCUGGGCAAGAAGGUGAGGGCGACCCCCCACUGGAGUCUGGGUACCGCGCUCACGACGGUUGAGCUGUGCUUGAGGGUAGGUAAAGGGAUGGCAUCGGAAGAAGAGGCUGAGGAACUGCGAAGCAAAGGAAGUCAGGGCACGGGUAGGGGUACGAAACCAAACGAAGCAUCAGUAAAGGAUCGAGAGUUGGCGAAACCAGAGGGAACCAGGGGAGAUGGGAAGGAUCUUUCGACAGGCGAAAGUUUGGGGAAAACCGGGGGUAGCAAAAGAGGACCUCAAGAAAAUAGGGAGGGAAGAGACAAUGGAAGAUCGAGUCCUCGAAACUCAGAAGAGACUACGCCCAAGAAAAUGAAGGUCUCGGACGCCCGCCGUAAGCUGGCAGAGAUAGAAAAAAGGACCGCAGAAUAUAAAGCAAGGCUCAUGGAGGAAAUGAUGGCUGGGAAUGAAAGGGACUCUCUGGGAGAAGGGUCGCGAGAGGAACGUAGGGCCAGCCAGGGCGAAAUCAGGCACGGAGGGAAGGAUAACAUCCAUAAGGGAACGCCCAACAAAAAAAGGAAGGAAAAGCGGGACGCUCCGACCGUGGAGGCAGAAAAGGCUACGAUCCCACCUGCUAUGGACAGCGGGGCUAGUCGCCUGCCCGCCAUACCAAAAGUAGCAAAGGGUUGUGACGGACUUUGGAGUCUUAGAGAAAGGGUGCUAGGAUGGUUCGACCCUGAGGGUAUGCCAAAGGCCGGGGAAAAGCAGGGGGAUAGCAAGGAAGGAGAAGGGACCAGCCCGGCUGGUGAAGCAGGUAGCUCUGAGGGAGGCCUUAAGAAAGUAGUAGCUACCCUCACCCGGGCUCUGAAUAAGAAUCAGGGGUAUCUGGCCGAUGCCAAGAAGAAACUCACUCUUGACGGGGCGAACAUUACGGAGUUCCUGAUAGACUAUGAAAACCUGGCAGCCUUGUUGAAAUGGAGUGAGGAAGAGAAGAUGGACCAUUUGGGGCAGCAAGUGCCACAGAGUCUGGGUAGAGACAUUAUGGUCAUUGUCGCCGCUAGUGGAUCUUGGAAGGAAACCAGGAAUGAGAUGAUGAGGAAGUACCUAAAGGCGGAGAAGAUGGCAACAGAAGCCGAGUUGGCGGCGGUCCAGAGGAAGAACUAUGCGACUUACAACGACUUCCUAAGGGCCUUUACUUUAGUUGCGUUACGAAUUCCCGGGGUAACAGACCGGAUAAUGAGUAAGUAUUUCCUCAGGCAGUUCUCCGAAUUCGACAAAGAUAAGAUUCUGUCAGCCUACCAGCAGACUAGCAAGUUCGAGUACACUAGGGAUGUGGACUUUAGCACGGUAACAGAUCUCGUAGAAAAGACAGUGGUGACCGAUACGUUAGCCCUGCUCAAGGAAGGGGAGGUUAUAGACUUGACUGGGGAUAAGGUCAAGAAGAGGAUAGAGAGCCUGCACAAACGAGUGCAUGGGGUUGACAACAAGAUGGAUAUAAUGGAAAAUGCGCUAUUAGUAAUGCAGGCGCAAGUGUCCCGACCCGCCCUCCCGCUCCAAGAGGCCGUAGUUCCGGCAGCCGUGGCGAGCCGAGGGUAUGGCAGAAGGGAUCCAGCCAAUGAGCAAUGCAGGUAUUGUACAAUGGUUGGACAUUUCGUGCGGACUUGCCCAAGACUCAACCAUGAUAUAAUGAGACAGAGAUGCAGCAGGUCCCUUAAGGGUGAGAUUCUCGGACCCCAGGGAGAGCGUGUCAUUUGGAAUUCGCCAGGAGGAAUGCGGAGUGUCGUCAUCAUCCUGAAUAACUUGGAUAUAGCUGCCAUAGAAGCCGAACCGGUAGCUGACAUUGUUUCGGAUCAGCGGAGGAGGCGAGAGCGAGACUAGGGCGGAUAGUCAGACUAGUGUAGCAUACAUAGUAUAUACGUCGGUAUAUAAGUGAUUCGUUAAGUAUAGAAAGGGGGCGCCUCGCGUGUGCGCUUUUGUUGCAAGAACCACCGGGAUGACGUCUUGGCGAAAUUCGAGGGGCCGAAAGGGUUUCGUAACUCUUAGGGGCCAAGGCGUGAUGAAAAAUUCAUAGGAAGUCGAGAUAAGGUAUCAACCAGCGGGCAACCGGAAUCAAGCAAAGCAUGGGUG
Messenger RNA from Chara braunii, 2238 nucleotides. The record is from the annotation of a GenBank genome assembly. NCBI's taxonomy places the organism in Eukaryota, Viridiplantae, Streptophyta, Charophyceae, Charales, Characeae.